AUGGCAGCGCCAUCUCGAGUGGCAGCAGACGGCUGGGGCCGCCCCUCGCGUGUCAGAGGCGACACCAGCGGUCACGAGCGUCACGUCGCAACACAACGCCUCGCCAAGCGGAGUGGCCGCAUACACGACAAGGUCAAGGCGGCGGCGAUCGGCGGGGUCAACGGGCUUGGCUCGGCGGGCGAACAGGCCGGUUCGAGGGCACGCUGCGUGGUGGUCGCCAUAGGCAGCAGAGCGGAGCCAGCCUCGCUCGGGACGGCACUGAGCCACGAUGCGGCCGCAGACUUUUAUGUCAUAACCAUAUCGUCGCCACACUUCUCCGAUUCCCACCAAGCAUAUCGCGACAGUGCCGCACAAGCGAAGUGCCACCGUGCAAGCAAGUGCUCACGGGUUGUUUGGUCUUCGCCCGAGCUGUGUCCGCACCGAACGUACCCAUGCAUCCAGCACGGCAUCCGGCCAAUCCCAGCACAGCUCGUGACGGUAGAGCUCCUCGGCAGUGAGCGGCCUCCUAGCCUGCAACCUGUCCCAAAUGACCAUUUUGGGGAGAAAGAUGCCAGCCCAGUUUUGCUUCAGAAGACAGCACCUACCAAGUCAGCUGAUGACUCUUCCGUGAAACUAUUCCCAGCUUUGGGCUCACUGGUGCAAUUCAAUGAAGGUCCAAGAGUGUCUGCUGUGCAGAAUAGCUUCGGAGUUGUGACAGGCGUCUCCUCGGUGGAUGUGACCGUCACUCUUGCGGGAGGGGCGCGUGUGGAAAAUGUGCGGCCCGAUGAUUUUGUGCUCACCUCGCUUGACGAAGUGCCCGGAGGGCAGGAAGAGCGCAAUCGGCUGGAGGAGUUGAUGUUGAUUCACGUUCCCACUAGCCUGAAGCAGACCGCCGCGCAGGCUGCGCCAGACCCACCAGCACACUACGCUCCUCUUGCAGAGGGCACUCAAUCGCAACACCAAGCCAAGUCCAUCAAGGUCGUUCUGGGCCGAAGUUGGAAGGCGCGAACCAUUGGAACCAAGAGUCCGGACAUUGAAUUGUCACUCGCCGGUGCGCUCGCCCACACCACGAGCGCCUUCCGCGACCAAGACGCGGAUCCGUGGCAGGAAGAAGCAGCUGGCGUACGUUGCGUACGGGAUUGGAUCAAUAGCAUGUUUUCCGUGGACCAGCGACAGCAUACCCAAUAUGUGGAGCUGUUCAAUCUUGCGUCCUUGGUGGAUUCCAAAGUGAGGGACGCGGGCUCACCAGCUCAAGUACUCAGCAUGAUUGGGCAAUGCGACACCUGCGAAAUCGCAUUGAGGAGAUUGGCUUCUUGGAUUCACGAGAAGAGGACGGGUGACAAGGAUGCGGCUCAAUCGAUGUUGGCAGUGAAGCCGUCCUCGUUUGCCAGUGACAUUGCGCCCUCCUGGCUGGUCACAGAAGCUUCAACAUACAGCCAGAGCGAGUACAAGCGCAAAGAGAGAGCUCGUGCUCAAUGGACAGAGUCCACCAAAGGCAAGGGCAAGAAAGGCGAGCUGCCAACCCAUGAUUAUGAGCUGCUCCAGCGCUAUCUUGGGUGUGAUGCAGCAAGCUUUCCUUUGCAGUUUGCGUCUGUCAGCAGCGGGACUGCCCAUCAUGCAGCUGAAGACGUUCUUCUCCGCCAGCUUUGGCGCAAGGCCAAGCUUGAGCGUGAGGGCCGCCGCCAGUAUCGCGCUGAUGCUGGGACAAGCGGCCGCAGUGCAGCCGCCGAGCUUGUGAAUGCUCGGUUUCAAAACGGUUAUUGUCGGAUUCUGAAGUCCCCAUCGCAGGUGCCCUUGCGUGCUUCGCUAGUUGCAGAGCCCAACGACGACACGUUUGUCGACAUGUUGACGGCAUUGCCCCAAGUGGAAGCGGAUUUUUAUGCACAGGAGGCUAAUUGCAUUGAUUGGACAGGUAAAUCACGCGUGAUCCAGAACGAAUUAGAGGAGCAGUAUGGCUUCGUAAGUGGGAGUUACGACGAGUAU
This is a messenger RNA of Symbiodinium necroappetens, 1962 nucleotides long. NCBI's taxonomy places the organism in Eukaryota, Dinophyceae, Suessiales, Symbiodiniaceae. The record is from the annotation of a GenBank genome assembly.